CGUCAGCGCUCCCGGAACUGGCUUCUGUGAGUGAGUGAGGGACCGCACCGAGAGAAGGAGAGACAGCGCGUUCCCAACAGAACACAUCUCCUCUCUUCAUAUCUGGUGUACUUCUGUCUCUCUAAUCUCUGAUGUUGCUGGGGUAAUGACGGCUAAUCCCAAAGGAAGCAAAGCAACAAAGGUUAAGAAGGAGGUCGGUGAAAAUGCCUUGACACUCAGUGACCAGGAGUUGGUCUCCAUGACAGUCCGAGAGCUGAACCAACACCUGCGAGGCUUGAGCAAAGAGGAGAUUAUUCAGCUGAAGCAGCGUAGGCGGACACUGAAGAACCGAGGUUACGCAGCCAGCUGCCGGGUCAAACGUGUGACGCAAAAAGAGGAGUUGCAGCGACAGAGGGCUGACCUCCAGCAGGAGGUGGCAAAGCUGACCAGAGAGAAUGCCAACAUGAGAUUGGAACUCGAUGGUCUGCGGUGCAAGUACGAAGCCCUCCAGAACUAUGCUCGGACUAUGGCCAAGGGCCCCACUCCAACCACCAGUGUCAUCACCAUUGUCAAGUCAUCUGACUCUUAGGUCCUUGGCACUUCUGUCUUUCUAGUCUUCCAUUGGAACUUUCAGCUGAAGGGUUGGGCAAGGGCAUUGAUGGGUUAUGGAACCAAGAUAGGUAGUUGAAGCUAAGAUAGACAUGAGGCAUGAGCUAAUUGAAUUGAUCUGAAUGACCUGCUCUAUGUGAGGGAAUGCCCUUAAUCAACUCACCUUCUUGAGAUUGUAUCUAAUGGUGAGAUAUUCACCAUUCAACUAGGGCAUCUCCUGAACAUUAUAAAGCUAGGACUUCAAAAUGAGCCCUCAAGCUUGCGAAAACCUGCAAAUCUGAAACUUUUAAAAAAAACUUGUGGGGUGGGUGAAAAAGUGUCUUGAAGCCGGGCCUAGAUCUGAACCCCAGAUUCACACCCAAUAUCCCAGUGUGCAAGAGGCACUGUUUCAGAGUUAAUUUGCCUGAAAGCUGAAAAGAAAGACAUCCAUAACUGAAAUCUGUGUACUGUUCAGACUCUGGAAGCAUGAUGAGACCAGAACCAGAUCAGCCAUAAUUGUAUUGAAUGGUGGAACAAGCUCAAAGGGCCGAAUAGCCUAUUCCUGCUCCUUUAUGUUCCAAUGUAACUUGCCGUGGUUAAUUCUCCUGGUCUCAACAACUGUUCAAGUAUUGAAUGGGAAAGUAAUCCACACCCAACAAAGACUUAGGAGUAUACCUUUUGAAAACUUUUUGAGUACUGAAUGUCUGUCUUUCAAACAUUUUAUUUUUGCUGUCCUGUCUUUCUCAAACAAAAUGUAGAGCAAUGUGUACAAUUGUCCUUUGGCAAGCUGCAUAAAACAAAAGAUAUAUUUUUUAUUUA
Stegostoma tigrinum is the source of this 1386-nucleotide messenger RNA. It is a transcript of the gene mafk, whose product is annotated as v-maf avian musculoaponeurotic fibrosarcoma oncogene homolog K. Gene Ontology annotation, biological process: regulation of transcription by RNA polymerase II. The record is from RefSeq and is a predicted model, not a curated record. Gene Ontology annotation, molecular function: DNA-binding transcription factor activity, RNA polymerase II-specific; RNA polymerase II cis-regulatory region sequence-specific DNA binding. Gene Ontology annotation, cellular component: nucleus. NCBI's taxonomy places the organism in Eukaryota, Metazoa, Chordata, Chondrichthyes, Orectolobiformes, Stegostomatidae. The coding region runs from base 146 to 568 and encodes 140 amino acids. The transcript has 4 exons.